Molecule: messenger RNA, 3466 nt
Organism: Patella vulgata (common limpet)
Lineage: Eukaryota; Metazoa; Mollusca; Gastropoda; Patellidae
Product: centriole, cilia and spindle-associated protein
Exons: 4
Coding region: 174-986 (270 amino acids)
Biological process (GO): regulation of mitotic spindle assembly
Cellular component (GO): ciliary basal body; spindle; cytoskeleton
Molecular function (GO): microtubule binding
Source: RefSeq, a predicted model, not a curated record
UAAUGAAAGGAUCACUAGUCCAUUACAUUGAGUUGUGUCCCCUGAUGUAGAUGGCGCCUCAACAAGCACCUGCCAAAUUGAAACAAAGUUUGAUAUGACAACAAUUUCUCUUUUCGUGAAACGCGUUGCUUAGGCAACCAGAGAGAGUUUUUUUCGAGAAAAGAUAAAUUAAAAUGGUUGUCAAAAAAUCAGAAUAUCAAAAACAAUUUUCCCCGACAAUAUUAACCAAACACAUCCCAAUUUAUGAAGCCAAUUUAGAAUGUCGUAACAGGCGUCGUGACCAACAAUAUUCACAUACAUCUAUAGCAUGGGAUGAUUCUGAUACAACUUCAGAAGAAGAAUUAAAAAGAACUCAAGAAAAACUAAAGGAACUGAAAAUUAAGAACGAUGAACAGUGUCAAGUACCUGAAUGUCCAGAAUCACACCACAAGGAAAUAAAACCAAAAUCUGAGGAUGUGAAAGAAUUUUCGAAUGACCAAAAUUAUUUAGACAAAGUCAAAAAACUUGUUGUAGAAGACAUUGAAAAGUUGGAUUUUGGUAAAACUAAGGUUUUAGAAUGGGGUAAGAAAAGGAGAAUGAGAAGACCAGAUCGUAAACAAAAAAUUCCGAGAGCACGUCCAUUCUCGGCUCCAGCUCCACGGAAACAACCAACAGUUGAACACCCUAAACCCUUCCUAUCAUACGGCCAUGGAGAUGGUGAAAAAACAACUGGAAUUUUAUGGACGCAUAAUGUCCGUGCUGGUACUAAUGUUUACGCUUCAGCCAUGAGAGCUAAACAACUGAGACAAGAAGAGGCAAAGAAACGCGAAGAAAAACAUAGUAAAUAUGUUUGGUUAAAUGAUAGGAAAAAGAAAGCAAUCAUACAACUGAUGAAAAAAGAAACUGAAGAUUGGGAAACAGAAUAUCAGAAACAUUAUCCAGCCUAUGAUAAAGUUAUUUACGAACGAGCAUUAUCAGCAAGACCAGACAGUCGUAGAGAAUAUUAGAUAAACUAUUUCUCAUAGCCUUAUAAUUUUAUUGAUAACAUCUAUUAUAAGGGUGCGUCAACCAUUAAACAUGUCAUCAUCACUCUAGAUAGUAAUACCAGACAUGAUCAUUCUAACUUGGUUUUAAAAGCAUAAACAAAAUAUCAUCAGAAAAAUUCAUCCUGGUACAAUCUCAUAGGUUUCUGAUCAUGUAGAAGGAUUGUAUAUAUUAUCAAUGCUCAAUGUUAAAGAUGCAUUACAGAAAAAGAGCUAAAUCUGUCUAUUAUCUAUGGCAUGUUUUUGCUGGCUUCAAAUGUUAUAUAUAAACUAUUAUUUAGACAUUUAUUCACAUGUCAAGCCCAUAAUCAACUCUCUAGAACAUCGGAUGACUGAGAUAUUAAGCGAAUGAGAGAAUGUCUGGCAUAUCUUCGUUAAAAUUUAAAAUGGUACUUGAUUAUCAUAGUAGUGGCACUUGAAUAUCAAGACUAUAAUUUAACCUGUUUCUUUUCAAAACUUCGAUCAUCCAUAACAUUCGGAAUAAAGUAAUUUCCAUAAUAUUCAUUAUAUAUUUUUUAACUAUUAUAUCAAGAACGGUCAGCUGUUUAUCUAAAUCUUGCAUCUUUAAUCAGUGUACGUACAUGUAUGUCAUUUUGGCUAACAUUUUAUCAACAGGAUUGAUAUUAGAUGUAGUAACAAGGUUUUAUGUUCCUAUAAUUUAUCUUUAUUAUACUUUCUGUCAGUGUAUAUAUCUAAUAUGCAAAAAACAAAAGUUAUUUUUAAACUCCCAAAAAGUAGAAUCAAGUAAAAUAUACUUUUUUUUUGUUAAUAGAUCUCUUCUAUAAUAUUUUAGAUAUUAAUAUAUUAUAUUAUACAAUUGUUAUUAGUAUAUUAUUGUAUUAUAGUUGUUUAUUGUUUUAUUAUAUACGCUUGUGUAGAGUCAUUUUUUAUACGCCCACAUUUUCAUGUGGACGUAUAUUGUCGUCGCCCCUGUGUCAGUCCGUCCGUCCGUCCGUCCACAAUUUGUUUGUGGACACUCUACAGGUCACAAUUUUUAUCCGAUUUCAACAAAACUUGAAAUAUAGCUUUAUCCAACUAAGAUCUCGGAUCCUUUCGAUAUUGGUAUGUAUCGGACUGUAACUUCAUGGAUUAUGGCCCCUGAUUGUACCAAAAAUCGCGUUUUUAGCUUGUGGACACUCUAGAGGUCACAAUUUUGAUCCGAUUUUGAUGAAACUUGAAACGCAUGUUUCUAACCCAAAGAUCCUGGUUCCUGUCGAUAUUCGCACAUAUUGGAUCGUAACUUUUUAUAAUUAUGGCCCCUGAUUGUACGAAAUUAAGGUUGAAUUGGAAUUUCGGGAAAGUCGAAAUGAAACUGCCCAACAAAAUGGCCGCUCUUUGUAUGCAAAUUGUAUAUAAGUAUGUAAUUCAAAGGUUAUGGACCUUCUAGAGGUCACAAUUUUUAUCCAAUUUUGAUGAAACUUAAAAUAUAUCUUUAUAUUCCAAAAAUCUUAGUCCCUUUUGAUAUUUGUGCAUUUCAGACCAUAACUUUCUGGAUUAUGGCCCCUGAUUGUACAUAAAAUCAUUUUUGUUUUUAGCAUGUUCUCUAUCCAUCUCUUGCAAAAUGUGGGCAUAUCCUGCCUGGCAGCCGCUGGUUAUCCUAUUUUGAUGAAAUUUGAACUGUAUGUUUAUAACCCAAAGAUCCCUCUCCCUUUCUAUAUUCACACAUUGUUAGCUUUUUCUCUGUCCAUCUCUUGCAAAAUUUGGGCGUAUCUUGCAUGGCAACCCCUUGUUUAUAUUACAAGAUUUCAUCUGUGUCAUAUUUACAAGAUUUUUGUGUGUAGUUGUUAAUAGUAAGUGCAGGGGGACUGCACCACACACAAAGAAAUAUACAAGACAAAUCUACACAAAUUACAGACAUCACAAACAACAAACAUACACAUCAGAUCCAAGUGAAUAGAUCCGGGGGGUAGCUGUAAGCGUCCACUACACUGUACUGUCCCGGGCCGGCAGUGAUACAGAUUUCACUCAAAAUGAACACACAAUAAGCGAAUAUUUCCCAAACAACCUAUAAUACUAAUACUAGUGUGAGUCAUAAUCGGCUAUGUGCUACAUUAAAUAUAAAUGUAGACACAUUGAAGGAAAGUACCUUUAUGAGUAACCAUUUAUGUAAAAUUAAGAAGUAUUGGGAGAGCGCAGGGGGAGAUUAUGCCCAUUUUGGGGUGUGCAAUUUAUUCUUUAGAGUCAGACCAGGUUAAUUUCUUUAACAGCUAAAUACCAGCUGGUAGUAUUUACAAUUUGUGAUUACAUUAUUUAUUUUGAAAGGGGCUUAUUACGCUUAUUGACUCUAUAUUUUCCUAUUCAUGAGAAAACUCAUGAUGCACAUUUUACCCUAAAAAAGUGGCCUUAUUUAUAUAGAUAUUUAAGUUAAAAAUUAUGAAUGAAACAGAAUUCCACAAUGUAAAUAAAUCUAGAUUUCAUAGAUAUUAAAAUAAUUAUUAUAUCUA